Caenorhabditis sp. 36 PRJEB53466 is the source of this 1046-nucleotide messenger RNA. The record is from the annotation of a GenBank genome assembly. Lineage: Eukaryota; Metazoa; Nematoda; Chromadorea; Rhabditida; Rhabditidae.
AUGGUUCAAGGUUGUGGUAACAAGUGCGUCAAGUACUUUUUCUGGAUUAUCAACUUCCUAUUCUUUGUAAGUUUGAGCGAUUAUAUAAAUCCUUCAUAGUUGUGUUGCUUAGGUUCUCGGAGGUAUAAUCGUUGGAAUCUCGAUAUGGAUGCUUGUGGACAAAAACUCACUUUCGACGGUCGCAAGCUCGGUGAAAGUGGACUUGACUCAACUAGUCAGUCAAAUCAAUGUGGAUCAGGUAUUAGAAAUGCGAGCCUUUCCUCCAAAAAAGAGUCAUAAUACUAGAUUAACAUGUUCCUCUAUGUCGCCAUUGCAAUCGGAGGAGCCCUCCUAAUCCUCGGAUUCUUCGGCUGCUGCGGCAGUUGCUGUGAGAGUGUCUGUGCCAUUUCCAUCUAUUUCCUUCUCGUUCUCAUUCUAUUCGUCAUCGAAAUCGUCGCUAUCGUUUUGUACUUUGUCAACAAAACCAAUGUAAGCUAAUGAUUUCUCGUAGAUGAACGACCAAUCAGGUGCCUUUCAGCUCCAACAAGCUUUUGUCAGCCUCUGGCGUGACGAGCUCGUCUCCAAGUACAAUUCUCAACAACAAAUCCGUCAAGUUCUUGACCAAUUCCAAACUACCGUAAGUUUCGCGAGAUCAGACACAUGCGCAUGACUUUUCUGUUUUCGUGUUUUUGUGAUAUCUCAAGACUUCUGACUAGGUGGCAGUCAAAUCAAUUACAAAUUUCAGCUGCAAUGCUGUGGAGCCUCCGGAUGCAGCGACUACGUGAUGUACGGCGCCUUCCCCUCGUCCUGCUCAUGUGCCACUAUUCAGCAGGUGAAAAUAAACGACUUGGCCGUUAGAAAUUAUAAAUUUAACGAGCACUGUUGGGUGUCACGCAAACGAGGCCAAUUUUCAGCAAGGAUGUGCUUCUCUCAUCUGGAGUGCUGUCGAGAACAAUCUCAUCUACGUGGCUUUUGUCGGAAUCAUCGUCCUGUUCGUCGAACUUCUCGCCAUGAUCUUCUCCUGCAUCAUCAUCAGCGCCGUCCGGGAGAAACGCUCGACAGCCUAA